Messenger RNA from Actinia tenebrosa (Australian red waratah sea anemone), 2193 nucleotides. RefSeq names its product actin-related protein 2. NCBI's taxonomy places the organism in Eukaryota, Metazoa, Cnidaria, Anthozoa, Actiniaria, Actiniidae. The record is from RefSeq and is a predicted model, not a curated record.
UUACAUUAUCACGUGACUAAAUAAGAAGGUGGAGGAGGAAGUUGCGUUCUGCCAUCUUGGAUAUUCUGCAUAGUAGUUGUUCGUCUAUCGGCUUCCAUCCGCCAUGGACGCAAGCGGUAAAAAAGUCAUCGUAUGCGAUAAUGGAACUGGGUUUGUAAAGUGUGGAUUUGCAGGAUCCAACUUCCCUGCUCACAUAUUUCCGUCAAUGGUUGGAAGACCAAUCAUACGAUCAACACAAAAAGUCGGAGACAUCGAAAUAAAGGAUUUAAUGGUCGGUGAUGAAGCAAGUAAGCUGAGAUAUAUGCUCGAAGUAAAUUACCCUAUGGAUAAUGGUAUCGUCAGGAGCUGGGACGACAUGAAACACGUUUGGGACUACACAUUUGGCGAGUCUAAACUAAACAUUAACCCUCGGGAAUGCAAGGUUUUGCUGACUGAACCGCCAAUGAAUCCCAUGAAGAACAGAGAAAAAAUGGUGGAGGUUAUGUUUGAACAUUACCAGUUUGAUAGUGUUUAUAUUGCAAUUCAAGCAGUUUUAACUUUAUAUGCCCAAGGUCUUCUAACUGGAGUUGUGGUUGAUUCUGGUGAUGGCGUAACCCAUAUCUGCCCAGUAUAUGAAGGUUUUGCUCUGCCUCACCUCACAAGAAGACUGGACAUAGCAGGACGCGACAUCACUAAAUACCUCAUUAAAUUGAUGUUGCUUAGAGGAUAUGCUUUUAACCAUUCUGCUGAUUUUGAAACUGUCAGAAUGAUGAAGGAAAAACUUUGUUAUGUAGGGUACAAUAUUGAACAAGAACAGAAACUAGCAAUAGAAACAACUGUGCUCGUAGAACAAUAUACUCUUCCUGAUGGAAGAGUAGUCAAGCUGAGUGGAGAACGUUUUGAAGCCCCAGAGGCACUGUUCCAGCCUCACUUGAUCAACAUUGAAGGUGUUGGAGUAGCAGAGCUACUGUUUAAUACAAUUCAAGCAGCUGAUAUUGAUACUCGUUCUGAGUUCUACAAGCAUAUUGUAUUAUCUGGUGGUACUACUAUGUAUCCUGGCCUGCCGAGUAGACUGGAGAGAGAGAUCAAGCAAUUGUACUUGGAAAGGACACUCAAGGGAGAUGUGUCAAAACUAUCGAAAUUCAAGAUUCGUAUUGAGGAUCCUCCUCGGCGAAAGCACAUGGUUUUCAUGGGUGGAGCCGUGUUAGCUGAUAUUAUGAAGGACAAGGAUAACUUCUGGAUGACGAGACAGGAGUACGAAGAGAAGGGUAUAAAAUGCCUUGAAAAGUUAGGUAUCAAAGUUAGCUAAGAAAAUAAAAAAUAAAUGGUCCUAGUUGCACAAUUACAAGGAGGUAUGUGUUUGAAAACCUGAACGGCCCAUCCAUAUUUUAAAAUACAAUUUCUUUAAUCAUUUCUAGAUAAUAAUUACUCUUGAUUUAUUAUCGACUUCUUUCAUAUCAUGCUUAGGAGAAAUUUAGGAAGCUUUCAUGUAUUAGACAAAUGGGGAUUCCUUUCUUAGUUGGAUUUCUAUCCUUUCUGCCAAUAGGUUGCUAUCAAUAGACGUCACUUCCGGUAAUAGCUCUUUUUUGAUGGCUUGUAGAAUCCUGGAGGUUGUUUUGAUCUCUUGUUUUGUGGUUUGAUGUCGUGAAAAUAGUCAAAUACAAUAGUUUGAGGACUUAUUUUGAUGUUUUGACUUGGCAUCCACUAGUUGCCCCCCAGUUAACCGCUUGUUUGCCCCCCAGUCAACUCCAAAAAGUCACGUGAUAUAUAGCAAGCAAUAAUGGCAAUUUAACAAUAUUACAUUAUAUAUUUUUGCUAUCCUUAAGAAAAGCUUUAGACAAACUCUAUGCUAAUAUCUGAAAGUUUUCUUGAUAAUUUUUUCUGGGAAGUAUGAUUCUUAUAAAAGAAAUCUAAUUUUGCUAUAGACGCAUUGAGCCUUAUAAAUGUUGCACAAUUUCAUAUCACGCCAUCAUUUUUUCUUUGAAUAUCGUUUGUUCUUGUGCUUGAGAAGAUAUAUGAUAUAAAAAGCUCUGAAUUAAGGUUGAAUUUUGAGUGAUUUGAAAAUGGCAACAUGAUGGCAGAGAAAAUGAUUUUUCAUCAGUAAUGAUGAGUCGUUAGAAUUAUUUUUUUGUUGUGUUCACAAGUUGUCAAGGCAUUUAUUUUGCUUGCUAUAGUAUUAGAAUAAAUGUGGUGAACUCAUCAUCAUCAUCAUCA